Pomacea canaliculata is the source of this 6217-nucleotide messenger RNA. Its product is annotated as kelch-like ECH-associated protein 1. The transcript has 5 exons. The record is from RefSeq and is a predicted model, not a curated record. The coding region runs from base 847 to 2601 and encodes 584 amino acids. Gene Ontology annotation, molecular function: protein binding. Lineage: Eukaryota; Metazoa; Mollusca; Gastropoda; Architaenioglossa; Ampullariidae.
ACGGUGGCUGGGUUUUGUGGGAGCAACUUUACAUUCCGUGUUUGUCAGCGUGAAGUAAGGUGACGGCACGGCAGUCGUACGUGCGAGUGGUCAGCGGGGAGUGUUCAACGUGGAAUGCGCAGCAACGCCUAUCAACAGCUGAUCAAACGUGUGGCGGCGCCAGCUACGUAGUUGUGACGUAAUGAGCGGGGAAAGGGGGCUGCGCCUCUUUUUAAAUUUGCCACUUGCUAUCACAGUAGCAGUUGCGUGCCUUUACCAAUCGGGCCGAGUCAUCUGUUCCAGCCUGGUGGUCUGUGGAGUUGUAUUGGGGACUUCUCUCUGGUGACGAGAACAGCAGUGCAUAGGCAUCGCAACUGCUGCGUACUGACAGAUUCAGGUGAUGUUUACCUUCUACACACCUGGCCACACGGAAAGGGCCUCGUGUUUUCAAACUCAACAUUUCAUUUGCUUAGUAUAGAGGCAUGCUGCUUUCACGUUCGUGUGGCUGGGACGUGAACAGCCGAUCCCCAGAUAGAGGCUUGUCCGUCUGCAAGUGUUGUGUCACUUAAUCCUCAACACGAGGAUCAUGUGUGUCAAAAAGACAAAGGAAGGUGUCGACAGACUCAUCAGUCGUUGGACAGAUUACAGGGAAGGAAGAUACAAAGCUAAUCAUGAAAGCGGUUAUAUUUUACAGAUCAAAGAAAGCCAGAGCUUGGAGAAUGGCGAGCCUUUGUAGCGGGCAGCCACUUGGGGCGUAGGAGGAGGUGAGACAAGAGCGCGGGGGAAACGGCAAGGAGGGAGGGUACCUGACCAGUGUCGCCAGUAUCGUUACUUCCGUCACCAAGCGCCCUUUGCCUCUUUCCAGCUAUGGCCCAGGUGUCGAACUCCACGCCGUCGUGCUACCGGCCCAAGCCCAUGAUGACUCAGAAACCGGCCGACGGCAGCAUGCAUUUUAACAUCAUGAAGCACCCGAAGGAGGCCAUGGAAGUCAUGAACACCCUUCGUCGCGCGCGCAAACUGUGCGACGUAUCGUUGGUGGUGGGCACGGAGACGCUGGCGGCCCACAAGCUGGUGCUGGCCGCCGCCUCGCCCUACUUCAAGGCAAUGUUCACAGGUGGGAUGCGUGAAGAGGAGAUGUCUUCCAUCCCUCUGCACGGCAUCUCACCCUGCACCCUGGCCAUGCUGAUCGACUUCGCGUACACGGCGGAGAUCCGCAUCUCAGAAUCCAACGUGUGCAUGCUGCUUCGCGCUGCCACCAUGUUCCAGAUGUCGCACGUGGUGGAGGCCUGCAGCGUCUUCCUGGAGCACCAGCUGGACCCCAGCAACUGCAUCGGCAUCGCCGAGUUCGCUGCUGAGCACGGAUGCAUGGAGCUGGAACAGAAGGCGCGCAAGUACAUCCACAACCACUUCUGUGAGGUCAUCAAGAGCGACGAGUUCCUGACCCUCACUUACUGCCAGGUCAUCGCCCUUCUCAAGCAAGACGAGCUGAACGUGCGGUGCGAGACGGAGGUAUACCAGGCCGUCAUGCGGUGGGUGCAGCACGAACUGGACAAGCGCCUGUGCAAGCUGGAGUCGCUCUUGUCCGCCGUGCGCUUGACUAGCCUGGCCCCGUGCUUCCUGGAACGGCAGCUGCAGCACUGCCCGAUUCUUAAAAAGCGACCACAGUGUUUACAGACGCUGUCGGAGAAGCUGAAGAAGCUUAAACUGCACGAGCCGGGAUGCGAUCCGCCACGUAAGCCCUGCUCCCCGCAGGUCAUCUUCUGCGCCGGCGGCUACUUGAGACAGUCGCUGAGCAACUUUGAAUGCUUCAACCCCAAAACGCGGCAGUGGCAGCGCCUGCCGGACUUGUCUACGCCGCGCAGCGGGCUGGGCGCCUGUAUCGUGCGCGGCGCCAUGUACGUGGUGGGCGGUCGUAACAACUCUCCGGAUGGCAACAUGGACUCCAACGCCCUCAACAUGUACGACGCUUUGCGCAAUAUGUGGGUGCCUCGCUGCCCCAUGACCGUGCCCCGUAACCGCGUGGGCGUCGGAGUCAUCGACAACAUGAUCUACGCGGUAGGGGGUUCGCAGGGCCAGGCGCACCACAACUCGGCGGAAAGGUAUGACCCAGAAAUGGAUACUUGGACACCCAUCUGCAGCAUGUCUACUCGACGUAUUGGAGUAGGCUGUGCAGUGUUGAACCGCCUCCUCUUUGCUGUGGGUGGCUUUGAUGGGCAGAAUCGCCUAAGCAGCGUGGAAUGCUAUGAUCCUGAACGGGAUGAGUGGACAACAGUAGCGUCCAUGAACACAAUGAGGAGUGGGGCAGGUGUCAUUUCCAUGGACAACUAUGUUUAUGCUGUUGGGGGCUACGACAGCAACUGCCAGCUGCGCACUGUGGAGCGCUUCAGUCCAGAGGCCAACAGAUGGGAAUUUGUCUCCCCCAUGAACAGCCCCCGCUCUGCACUAAGCGUAGCUGUUGUGUGCAAUAGGCUGUAUGCAUUAGGGGGUUAUGAUGGCACAGACUUUUUGACUUCGGUUGAAUGUUACAACCCAGAUACAAAUGAGUGGACAGAAGUGACAAACAUGCCAUGUGGCCGCAGUGGUCAUGGAGUAGCGGUAGGGGCAGAACCUCCACUCAGAUAAUGUCACCAUGAGUGCCUCCUGGGACUUGGACAGCAAUGAUCUCCCAGGGGCACCAAUGUUAUAGAACCAUAAAUCCCAGGAUGGAACAGUGCUUGUCAUCUCACGUUUAUGCCAAAGUUUGAAAGGUUGCCGGUGGUGAUGACAGAGGACCUAUAGGACAAAAUUGUCCUUAACAAACAUACGUUUACACUUUGAUAUUGUUGUAAAAUGUAUGACUUCUUUGCUCCACGAAUAGGAUGUGUGUAUGCUGGUGUGUGGUUCUUUGUUUUUUUUAUCAAAUGGAAUGAUUUUUUAAAAAGUGAACUGUUGAAUCAUGGGGAAAGGGUAAAUUUACUGUUGAUGAUCUGGUGUAUGGGUGGUGUUUUGAAAAUACUCUACCCUGACUUGGCUAGUGCUGCACCUUUUACCUGGCAGCUUGAAAAUAGAUGAUUUGGUCACACAACUAUUUCAGUGAAACUUUCCCCAUGUUUUAUAUUGCAAAAUAAAUAACUAAGCCCUAUGUCACAUUUUGGGUGAAUCUGUACAUGGUAGCUCUCCUAACUGGUCCCUUUAGUGAGGAACCGCCACUCACCCUCUGCAGCUAAAGAGAUCAGUUCUUCCACUCGGAUUGUUUGUGCCCUGCACGUAGCAUGGACAUACAUCCUAAAGACUCAUGGCAAAUUUUUUUUUUCUUCAACUCAAACCUCCUCAACAUUCACUGCUUGAAGAAUUCUGUGGCAAUGGUGCUUGUUGCUGAAAUAGUUUGAAUACAUCCACUUGACUAUGAAGGUGAUGUUGAGUCAAGGUGAGAGACUCGGGGAACUGAAAAAGACUGAAGAAUGUUCUGGUUCUGUAUCAUAGCCAAUGUCUUUCACAAUCAUCUUGUUUUCUCCUCAUUUUUUUCUUCUUUGAUAUUUUUUCACCCUCAUUAAUGUUUACAUUUUGCAAAUGUCUACACAAAUAUAGAUAAGUUAGUGCUCCUUAAAAUUUUUAUUUCACACAGAUGUAUUUUAAGACUUAACACUAAAACAGAUUCAGUUUGUGAAACCAUAAUUUAUCCUUCAUUAUUUUUUAAGCUCAUAUUUAUUUUGUUCUGUCUCUCUGGUUUUACUGGUGUUUGUUUAAAUAUCCAGGGUCAAAUAUCUAAAUAUUAUCAGAUGCAUAUAGUUCUUGUAUAGUUCUUUGUAGGUUGCAUUUGUGGGCAUGCAUGCUUGUGCAUAUGGGUAUGUGUGUUUUGACUUGGUCCUAAGGUUUUGUAUACAUGAUUUUCUAGUAGAUAAGUUGUUUCCACUGCACAGCUUUUAUUUUAAAAUUACAACAAAAAAAUCUCUUAAGCUUUAUAAUCCAAUCAGACAGUAAACACUAAUUUCCUAAGCUAUUAGUCCAAUCUUGGGAUAGGUCAUACAUUAAGCUAAAUAUGUUGAAUCUUUUGUGCAUGACAUUCCUAUGAUCUUCCCAAGAAUGAGAGAUGUGUCACCUGAAGACGUCAGUUUUGUGUCUGGUUUAGCUCAAGUGGGUCACUUAAAACUCAUUUUCUUGUCUCAUUUGGUGGGAGUGGAAAGCAUGACUGGUGAAACUGUCACCAUAGAGAGACUGGAACUACACUGCUUCAGAGACUGCAGCUGAGUAAUCUUCUGCUUCUUUGUAAUGUCCUUUGCAUUUUUUAAGAGAACCGAUUGUCCCCACUCCCUCUUCUUAAAGAAAAAAAAAAAGACAACACUUGCGUCUAGCAGUGUCUCUGUUAUUCAUGUGUAAUUGUGCUUUUCAGUCUAGGUUAUAGCUAACUGCUGUUUGUGUACUGCCAGUGUCUAGCUAGGUACACAUUCCCGGUAAGUGUGAGUGUCCAUUACUGCAAUAUUCAGUAUUUUUACUGAUUUGUUGCUAUCAGAAUACAUGCUUUUGAAUUUUCAACAUGAGGAAAGGGAGUAAUAUGUAGAAAAUGAACUGAAAUUUGGACUUUUUUUUUUUUUUUGAAAGUUCAUUGAAAAUUAUUGUUUCUCAUACCAACUGUAAGAUUUUGGUUGGUGCUAUUUGGUUGUUUAGCAUGACAUUUGGCGUUUUGUUUUAGCUUUCUUUCACACCCUUUGUGUUUGUUUCUUGUUCAGUACUUAAGAUUUUACUGAAGCACCUGCUAAUAUGCUUUAGCUAUUAAGACCUUUCUUGUACAAGAGUACGGCUUCCUUGGCUGUUCUGAACUUUUUGACCAUCACAUUUGGCUAACUGGUUGAAUUAAGUUUUUUGGGCUUCAUCUGCUUCAUCAUGGUACAUUGUCAGUUUGCAAGAAGGCAUCUUUGUUGUUGAAUGUUAUUUUGGUCUUUCAUAUCCCAUCAUCAGGGAGUUCAGACUCUUGCCAUUUUGUGUUCUAUUUGGCCAGUGUUAAGAUUUCCUUAGAAAUAUAGACAUCACAUUUCUAUUAGUAUAGGGAAUAAUCUUGCAGGUGUAUGUUUUGAUGCAUACAGUUUUUAUAUAUUUUAUGUCCCUUCUGCAGGAUGAGAAUCAGAUAUUACGUGCAGUUAACCAUGUACAGUUCUCUUUCACUGCUACUGCACUUUGUGACCAGGUACACCUCAGUAGUAUAUUUUAGGUCUUGGUUGUGACAUGUACUCAGUCUCCGAUAGUCCCACAUUGUGAGAUAAGGGUUUGUGUUGCAUGUUGUCAUUGUUUACAGAACAUUCAGACCUUAGUGAGUGUGUGCCAACAUGCAUGAAGGUGGUGUGAGGAAAAAAGUAUCCAUUCUUCCAGCUGUUCCUCAUCAGCUGUGGAGAUACCUAGUCUUAUCUCUCUGCUGUUGUGCAAAAACAUAAGAAGACAGCUAUUCUGCAGAGGACAGAAAAUUUCCAUAUUACAAUUAUGCGAUUUGCAUGCUUCUUGUACUUUUUCCAUACUUUUCUUAAUUUGUGAGGCACUGAACAGCUUUCAAUUGAAAACAUUUCUACUGUAGGCAGUAUGUACAUAAAGGGAAAAAUAAUUCCACCAAUCAGUGUCACUUCUUCAAAUUCUACAGUAUUCAGCUGCAUUUUUUUUUUUUUUAAAAUUUGGAACACUGAAGUUUAGCAGGAGACAUUAUUUAAGUGGAUACUAAUUUGUAGAACAGAGAACCGGUCACUUGGGAAGCUUUUGCUACCGAGAUUGUUGCCCCUUACUCCACAUGAACAGAUGUGGAAUGCAUGGUAUAAACCAAAGUAAAUGUUUGUCAAUAGUCUGAGAUGUUCAAAUAUAACAGCAUCAAGUGACAGAAGUGAAGAAAAUAAUGUUGAUAACAUGUGACUUAUAAAUUUCAGAACGAUUGCUACUGCGUGCUAUAUAUCAAUGUAAUUCUUUUAUCACCUACGUUCGUGCUUACCACAAGCGUUUGGGGUAUUCUGGCCCUGUUUACAAGUGUGUUUAUAAAAUACUUCUUGGAGUGUGGUUGUAUUUCAAACAUUUGUUUGCAGACAAAAACCUACGCUGUAAGAUGUGCAUGUGUUUAACAUUUCCCAUGCGCAUUUGAGAAAGCAAGACAUGUUCGCUUCGGACAGUUUUCUUGGACCCAUCCUUGUAUUCUGAUGUGACUGCGUUAAAAGCUGGACAGUGGAAGCUUGUGUUGCUAUUGGCCUGCUAUGUGAGAAGUAUGAGUAAUAACUGUCUUUACACUGUU